UCAUUGGAUUGUGUGUGGCUGCGUCAGUAAAACGUAUUCUUAAAAGCAACCAUUGGUCUGAUUGCUUCUUCUAUUAAGAAACCUUCAAAUUGAAUCGGGGUAUAUAGCGUGAAGCAAUCUUCAAUCUCCAAUCUCCUAUCGAACAUCUUCUCCGCUUCUUCUAUCUGCAAUCGAAUCUUCCGGAGAUGGCGGCGUCUGCGAGGAUUUGUUGCGGAGGGAGUGCAUGUGCCGUUCGUUCUGAUCGGCGUACGGUGGAUUUGAAUUCUCGAUCGUUUUGUGUUGUUCCGGUUACGAAUAGACGGAAUUGGUGUGGGAUCGGGAAGAUUUCGAUGGCGAUGGAUGAUUUGGCAACGCCGUCCGCGGCGGUGAAGGUUGAUCGGAUGGGUGAAAAGAAACGUGGCGGAUCUGUUGUGUCGAGGGAGAAGCUUGAUGUGUGGUUGAGAGAUUCGGUGGUUGAGAUCGUCAAGAAUCUUAGAGAGUCUCCGCUGUUGAUGCAUUUAUACGCGGAGGCUAAUGGUUGUUUGACUACCACGGCGACGAAUCCGGAGGCAGAGGAUUGGCCGGAGAUGGAAGGGAGGUGGGGAAGAGGAGAAGAGAGGACGCCGGAAGGGGUUGUAUUCGUUGAGAAGCUUGCGGACGGCGACAUAGCGGAUCGAGAAGGAGAUGACGGUGAAGAUGAUUACGAUGGAACCAACGACGGAGGCGCGUGUGGAGAUACGAGCGCGUGGGGGAUUGUGGCGCAAGGAAGAGGAACAGAUUCUGGACCGGUAUGUUAUUUGUUGAAAACGACCCGGGUUGGGUCCGGUAUGGGGACGGUUUGCACACAUUUCUGCUUGGUUAAAGUGAAGAGUUUUAGGGAGACGGCGAUGUCACAGUUGAAUAACUCAUGGUUGGUGCAGACUGGUCAAUGAAAUUGAAACAGUGAUUAUCAAAAAGGAUUGAUCUGUAUAUUAUUAAUUUUUAUUCACUUUGGGUUUAGAUUAUGGAACCCUUAUGGAUGAUCAUCAAAUCACCUUUGUUUGUUAAUUUACACAACAUUUUUUUAGAAAUUUGGAUUUGGUGAAUUUAAAAUGUAAAAAUGAAAAGGUCAAGUUUAAUUAUUGGUUAUAGUGAUUGGUUUUAUCAAA
This is a messenger RNA of Capsella rubella, 1127 nucleotides long. RefSeq lists its product as uncharacterized. Bases 186 to 911 code for a protein of 241 amino acids. The transcript has a single exon. The record is from RefSeq and is a predicted model, not a curated record. Lineage: Eukaryota; Viridiplantae; Streptophyta; Magnoliopsida; Brassicales; Brassicaceae.